AUGGAUAAGGAUAGGGUCUCAGAGAAUGCGGAAGCGGAGCUUCGACGCCGGCGGGAUCGUGGAAAGGCUACCCAGCGUGCUUUUCGUCAACGACAAUCGGCUUCUGUGCAGAAGCUAAAGGAGGAAAAUGCGCAACUCAAAGAUCUUGCCGCAGAGUUUGUACGCGCAGCCAAGUCCGAAGACCCUUUACGACUGCAGGCAGUCGUCAAACGAGCUGAAGAGUUGUGUGAGCCGGGCCCCGGGGAGGGCACGCCGGGGAAGAAGACAGAGACCGAAGUCCAGCCCACAUUGACACCGGAGAGCUCAGAGUCUGCCUGGACACAGUCGCAGGAUGUAAGACUCGUCGCAAACCACCCACAGCCAUCCGGAGACGACCGACAGGCUCUUCGUGACAAAGCCAUGCCUAUAGGGGGACGCCUCAGCCCCCGUCUCGACUACGGAGUUUGGUUCGAGCCGUCCCAGCCGGUCAGGAUCUUUGAGCCGCCCCCGGAUAUCGCCCCCUACGUCGGCGCCGGCAAGUACACCAUGGCUGGCCGGCUGGCCUGGGCCUGCAUGGAGUACUGCUACGACGCUCUGCAGGAGGUCAAAGCCCAGCACGCCAUCACGAACAGCUGGACCCUCCCGCCCGAUUCGGCUUUCCGCAACAUCUACGAGCGCACGGUGCUCGAGUCCGAGGCCCUGCGCGACGUGAGCUUCAUCGUGGCCAUGGUCGACGUCCGCAUGGACUUUAUCAAGCUCGGCUACAUGUCCGGCAGCCACCCGGGCGCCGACGCCGUCAAGUCCGAGCUGCUAAAGCACCGCAUCUUCGAGGACUUUACCUCCAAGGGCAUAUCGCGUGACCAGCUCUGGUCGCCGCUCGACGCGGAGCGGUACAUCGAGGAGAGGUUGGGCUCCUGCCAGUUCGCCCGGUUCCAGCACGCCCUGAUCCAUAACGCGCCGGCGCAGCGCCGCUUGUUUGAUCCCCUCGCCCGCGGCAUGGCUCCAGGCUGCCUGUGCUUGGGCAACGGGCCGGGCUGGCACGCCAUCUACGCCGCCAGAGCGAUCGACUCUUGGCUAGCGAUGUGCCGCCUUGGCUGGCAACCUAGCGAGCCCUGCGAUGAGGAGGCCGCUGCUGGUCUCGGGGUUGCCAAUCUGAUAUGA
Molecule: messenger RNA, 1140 nt
Organism: Thyridium curvatum
Lineage: Eukaryota; Fungi; Ascomycota; Sordariomycetes; Thyridiales; Thyridiaceae
Exons: 2
Coding region: 1-1140 (379 amino acids)
Source: RefSeq, a predicted model, not a curated record